AUGGCAGCCUCUUACCACACGUCUCUCCUCACUGCCACAGACUGUCGCUCUCACGUCCACCUCGUCAUCGGCAGCAACUCGCUCGCUGGCAAGAGGUGCGAGCAGUCCAUUGCCACCGGCGCAAAACCUAUUCUUAUCGCGCCCGAGCCCCCACCAACUCAGCCUCUUCACUACACCCUCGCCAACCUCAUUGAGUCAGGCCGGGUAGAGUGGGAACGCAAAAUCUUUACCGAAGAUCUUGCCCUCAGUCGCGGCCGGGACGAGAUAGGCAAUGUGGUUGAUGCCGUCUUCGUGACAACAACCAAUACUGCCGCUUUGGGCGAAGGAUCGUCGGCGCAACUUAUCUCAGCAAUAUGCAAGCGCAACCGCAUUCCCGUCAAUGUGGUCGACAGCCCUAGCCUCUGCAGUUUCUCCAUCCUGUCCACAUACAGCGACGGGCCGCUGCAGAUCGGCGUGACCACCAAUGGGAGAGGAUGCCGCCUCGCCAGCCGCAUACGCCGUGAGGUCGCUGCGUCGCUUCCGCCAACCCUGGGAGCUGCUUGCACAAGGUUGGGAGAAGUAAGGCGCAGGGUGCAGGAAGAGGACCACCUACUUCACGAAGCUCUCAACGGCGGUACCCUUACCGCUGGGGAGGAUGAGGAAGGGCUAGAGCAGACGGCAAACUUCAACAAGCUGGUCACCGAGGAAGACGUGGACGCUGUGAAGCACAGGCGCAUGCGCUGGCUCGCGCAGGUUUGCGAGUACUGGCCGCUGAAGCGCUUGGCAGCCAUCAGCGAUGAUGACGUCGAGGCUGUACUGAAGUCAUACUCUGGCAGCAGCAGCACCCCUAGCAGCGCAUCCAGCAUCGGAAGAUCGGAAGACAGCAAUGGUACAUCUGCUAGCUCACGCGGCAGAAUUAUCCUGGCUGGCUCCGGUCCCGGGCACCCUGACCUGCUCACUCGCGCAACCUACAAGGCAAUCCAGUCCGCAGACCUCAUUCUGGCCGACAAACUCGUCCCCGAAGGCGUGUUAGACCUCAUCCCCAGGCGGACGCCUGUCUCCAUCGCACGCAAGUUCCCUGGCAACGCGGACAAGGCUCAGGAGGAAUUGUUGGAACAAGCAAUCGCGGGUGUCAGGCAGGGCAAGGUAGUGCUGCGACUCAAACAAGGCGACCCCUUCAUCUACGGCCGCGGGGGCGAGGAGGUUGAAUACUUCCGCAGGAACAACCUCGGCGACAGGGUGGUGGUUCUGCCCGGAAUCACGAGCUCUCUCAGUGCGCCGUUGUUCGCAGGGAUACCGCCCACGCAACGAGAUGUCGCUGAUCAGGUGCUAGUGUGCACUGGUACCGGCAAAAAGGGCAAACCGCCAUCGCCUCCAGAGUUUGUCGGAAGCAGAACGGUCGUCUUCCUCAUGGCUUUGCACCGCAUUACAGGUCUUGUGGCGGAGCUUACGCAGCAUCUUCCCUCAGAACUGGGCAGGACAGGCACCACCACAACAACGGAGACAAUAUCAGAAGGUGCUGGGCCGGCAGAGGACGUGGUACAUCAGAUGAUAGAGACGAGCGACGUCGCACAGCCAGUAAAAGCCACGAGAAGUCUGUGGCCAAAGUCGACGCCCUGUGCCGUGAUCGAGCGAGCUUCUUGUCCUGAUCAGAGAGUAAUACGGACAACACUCGAAUUUGUUGCUGAGGCCAUUGAGGCGGAGGGAAGCAGGCCACCGGGCCUACUUGUUGUGGGGAGGGCGUGUGAAGCCUUAUAUACACCUGAAAAGGGGAGAUCGUGGAUCGUUGAGGAAGGGUUCAAAGAUUUACAUUUGGAUGAAAUCCGGCUCUAG
Molecule: messenger RNA, 1812 nt
Organism: Diaporthe amygdali
Lineage: Eukaryota; Fungi; Ascomycota; Sordariomycetes; Diaporthales; Diaporthaceae
Product: uroporphyrin-III
Exons: 1
Coding region: 1-1812 (603 amino acids)
Biological process (GO): siroheme biosynthetic process; sulfate assimilation
Molecular function (GO): uroporphyrin-III C-methyltransferase activity
Source: RefSeq, a predicted model, not a curated record